AUGAAAUUUGGAGCCGAAAUCAAUUCAAAAACAAAAGAGCCUUGGAGAAGUUCUUAUAUUCAAUACGAUGCUCUCAAAAUUAAGUUAAAGCAAGAGGUAUGGUCCGAGAAAGAUAAGUCCGACUUUAUCACUCUCAUCGAGGCCGAAUUAGCCAAAGUGUACAAAUUUGUUGAAAUACGACUACAAGAUUUACUGACUCGCACCGACUAUUACUUGACAACCAUUGAACCUACCACUUACGACUCUGUAGCUGACAGUUUGGCCGAAAUCCUCAUUGACGUUGAUGACCUUGCCAAAUUUCAUGAACUCAAUCUAUCCGGAUUCGAUAAAAUCGUCAAAAAACACGAUAAAUGGCUUGUGGGCGGUGACUUGAAGUCCAAAUACUAUGGUCCCAUGUUGGAGGCUUACCCAUUAGAUAAACAACGUUUCGAUGUCUUGAUCGUUCGUAUCUCGAAAAUGCAUGAUAUAUGUCGACUUUCCGGAAAUGCAAGAUCAACAAGUGCGUAUGGUCAAGGCGGCGAUCAAACUGCAUUUGAAAGAGCUACAAACAAAUAUUGGAUUCAUCCGGAUCAUAUUACAGAGGUAAAGGCAAUGAUACUUUUGCAUCUUCCUGUGCAUGUCUUCAAUCAAAAGAAAGAAUAUGAAUACACAGAUGCCGCUGUUUCAAGUGUAUAUUAUGACAAUGAGGAUUUCGAAUUAUAUCAAGAAAGACUUGAAAGGAGUAAAGGUGCAGAGGCGAUUCGAAUCCGAUGGUAUGGUCAAAGCAACGAGCUCAAUGACGACGUGUAUGUUGAAAGGAAAACCCAUCAUGCUGCGUGGCUGGAUGAUAAAUCUGUAAAAGACAGAUUUAGACUAAAGGAAAAUCAGGUCAAUGCUUUCGUUGAUGGUUCUUAUUCAGCUGACGACUUCAAAAAGGAUCUGGAGAAGAAGGGGAAAUUGGAACAGUUGUCUAUUGAAGACAAACACUUCGUAUGUCAAGGUAUUCAAGAAUCCAUCAAACAGAAAGGGCUUAAACCUAUGUGCCGUGUCUUUUAUAACCGUACCGCAUUUCAGUUUCCUGGUGAUCAACGUUUAAGAAUCAGUCUAGACUCUAAUUUGAGCUUCAUUCGUGAAGAUCACUUGGAUGGUACAGCAAGACGUCAGCUUCCUAAUGGAGAACAUAACUGGAGAAGGAUGGAUGUUGGUAUAGACCAUCCAUUUCGUAAAUUGAAGGACACAGAUAUAUUGCGAUUUCCUUACGCCAUUUUAGAAACAAAGAUACAAAGCCAUUUGGGUCAAACAAUCCCAGUAUGGCUCUCUGAUUUAUUGGACAGUCAUUUAGUUCAUGAAGUGCCUCGAUUCUCUAAAUACAUACAUGGUGCAAGCCAGCUGUUUCAAAACCAAGUGUCUACAAAGCCAUAUUGGUUAGAAGCUCUUCAUCAAGAUAUCAGAAAACCGUUUACAGCUAAUGUAGGACUUUCAAGAUCACAAAGUUUCAAGCCCUUGUUCAACGGACGUCAUCGAAGAUCAGUUGCUUAUGAUACAAUGGAUGAACCAAUCUAUACAAAACAAGAAGAGUCAGCAGGAAGAUAUCAACAAUUUGACAAAUUAUUCUCCCCUUUCCGUUCACGUACAAAUAGCAAGCAAAAAUCUAAUAUCCCAUACUUAGCCAUCAAUCUAUCAAACAAUCCAAUUCCACCCGCCAAAGAUAAGAAAUCAAUGGAUCUAAUCUCGAGAUUUUGGUCCGUCAAUAGGUUUUCGGAUGGUGUAAAAAAGACGGAUUCAGACUUAUUAAGGAGGAGAAAGAGUGGAUUCAAGCUGGACCCCAAGGCAUUUUUUGCCAACGAACGUACCUUUAUGUCAUGGUUACACUUCUGUGCUUUACUGUUGACUAUUUCUUUAAAUCUAUUGAACUACGGUGAUAGAAUAUCCAGACUUGUAGGCGCUUUUUUCAUUAUCAUAUCAUCCAUCAUUUCAUUUUAUUCUUUGAUAAGAUUUCAAUUAAGAGCAUAUCAAAUGAGAACAGGCCGCUCCUUUGCAAAUAUGGAAGACAUUGUAGGCCCAGCUGUUUUAUGUGUCCUUCUUGUCACAGCUUUAGGUAUCAACUUUUACCUCAGGGUUCCCUUGAUAUUUUCAUCAAAUGAGAUUGCCGUUACCAACACAACUAAAUAGUAUAAUAAUUCCAUCACAGAAUAAAUAAAAAAUUAGA
Messenger RNA from Mucor mucedo, 2188 nucleotides. RefSeq names its product VTC domain-containing protein. The record is from RefSeq and is a predicted model, not a curated record. Gene Ontology annotation, cellular component: fungal-type vacuole membrane; vacuolar transporter chaperone complex. The transcript is spliced from 3 exons. Lineage: Eukaryota; Fungi; Mucoromycota; Mucoromycetes; Mucorales; Mucoraceae. Bases 1 to 2151 code for a protein of 716 amino acids.